This is a messenger RNA of Corylus avellana, 911 nucleotides long. Its product is annotated as 22.0 kDa class IV heat shock protein. The record is from RefSeq and is a predicted model, not a curated record. Lineage: Eukaryota; Viridiplantae; Streptophyta; Magnoliopsida; Fagales; Betulaceae.
CUUCCCCAUUUCUCUACACCUCUCCAAAGUCCGCCAUAUCUUUUGCUUUUUCCCUUCUCCAUAUAAACAGCGUAGCACCCCCUUGCUCUUCAGAACUCAGAAGUGACAAUCACAAAGCACGCUGCAACGCUCGUAACCCACCAUCAAUAUCAGAAAAAUGGGAGCACAAGCACAAGAAGUUGUUCUCGCUUUGUUUCUCUUGCUCUUUGUUAAUGUUGGGUUCUCCAAUGGGUCUUUGCUGCCACUCCUAGAACGUCCGGGGAGUAUGUUGGCUGAUUUCUGGGCAGACCCGUUCAGAGUGUUGGAACAAAUCCCAUAUGGGCUCGAGAGAGACGACAAUAUCAUGGCACUCCCUCCGGCCAGGGUCGACUGGAAGGAGACGCCGGAAGGUCACGUUAUCAUGAUGGACGUGCCGGGGUUGAAGAAGGAGGAGAUAAAGAUCGAAGUGGACGAGAACCGGGUGGUGAGAGUAAGCGGGGAGAGGCAGAGAGAGGAGGAGAAGAAAGGGGAUCGUUGGCAUCGGGUGGAGAGAUCCUACGGCAAGUUUUGGAGGCAGUUCCGGUUCCCGGAGAACGUGGACUUGGAUUCUGUGAAGGCUAAGUUGGAGAACGGGGUGCUCACUUUGUCAUUGGCCAAGUUGUCCCCCGAUAAGAUCAAGGGUCCCGGUCCCAGGAUAGUUAGCAUUGCCGGAGAAGAGGACCAUGAACCUCCUAAGCUCAGGAGCAGUGAGGCCAAGCAGGAGCUCUAAACUUUUUAACGUCUUUUGUGCGUGUGGCUUUGUGAGUGAAUAAAGGGUUUCGCUUUAUCUUUCAUCUUUUGUUUUGUUUUGUUGUGUUGUUGCAGUGUCUGAUGAUGUAAUCCCUUCUAGUUUCUCCUAAAAUAUCCUAAUAUAUGUAGUUAAUAUUAAUUUC